AUGGCUUUUUCCAAGUUUCUGGUAAUGUUUCUUGUGGCACUAUUAGUCGCCUCAUCCGUUGCUCAAUCCCCUGCACUGAGUUUUGCCGCCACUCCAUCGCCGUAUUCCGCCGCGGAGCCACCGACCCCAGUUCCCGCUCCUCUCGUUGCGACUCCAUCGCCAUCGCCUUCCUCCGCCGCAGAAGCUGAGUCGUCCCCUGUUUCCGCCGCUUCUCCGGUGUCCAGUGCCGCCGUCGCCGCCGCUCCCUCGCCUUCAAUCGCCAUGCCUCCGCCGUCUCCGUCAUCCACUACCGCCACUGCUAUCCUUAACUUCGUAUGGUCUAUAACGGUUGACAUUAUCGUGUUAGUUGCUUUGUUUUGA
Ipomoea nil (Japanese morning glory) is the source of this 360-nucleotide messenger RNA. Its product is annotated as classical arabinogalactan protein 9-like. The record is from RefSeq and is a predicted model, not a curated record. NCBI's taxonomy places the organism in Eukaryota, Viridiplantae, Streptophyta, Magnoliopsida, Solanales, Convolvulaceae. The transcript has a single exon. Bases 1 to 360 code for a protein of 119 amino acids.